Messenger RNA from Macroventuria anomochaeta, 2100 nucleotides. Its product is annotated as general substrate transporter. Gene Ontology annotation, biological process: transmembrane transport; carbohydrate transport. The coding region runs from base 187 to 1842 and encodes 551 amino acids. The record is from RefSeq and is a predicted model, not a curated record. Gene Ontology annotation, cellular component: membrane. NCBI's taxonomy places the organism in Eukaryota, Fungi, Ascomycota, Dothideomycetes, Pleosporales, Didymellaceae. Gene Ontology annotation, molecular function: carbohydrate:proton symporter activity. The transcript is spliced from 4 exons.
GUUGCCGAGGCUGGACUCUUCAUCUUGAACGACUAUAUCGCACGACGUACAUACAUAUAAGCUGAGGCACUUUCCGUAUUUUGGGUCUGAUCCACUCACGAUCAGUGUGCGCAUCAGAGGAUAGAUCCUCAAACCUCAUAUUCGAAGGGGUGCUCAGCAUCAUCCUGACCUACUUUCAUCCUCACCAUGUCUGGACUUGACGACAAGACUGCUGGCCAUGUGGCCGAGAGAGUCGAAUCGACGACGGGCCACGGCGCGGCUGAUGGCACCAAUGCUGCCAUCCACAACGAACACAAGAUGUCUGUCCGCCAGAGUUUGCGGUUCUGGUGGAAAGCCAUUGUGUUCUCCUUCGUCAUCUCACUAGCUGUAGUCAUGGAAGGCUACGACACAUCUUUGAUGAACAAGUUCUUCGCCUUCGAGCCCUUCAGGAACAGGUUCGGGGACCAGGAGAACCCCGAGGGCGGCAGGCUCGUCUCGUCUCGAUGGCAAACCAUUAUCCUGAACGGAACUCAGGUCGGUUGCAUCCUUGGUCUGAUUAUCAACGGCUACAUCACCGAGUGGAUCGGCUAUAAGAAGACCAUGGUUGUCAGCAUGAUUGUCAUGACCGGUGCCAUCUUCAUCCCCCUCUUCUCGACCAGUCUUGAGAUGUUCCUCGUUGGUGGCAUCAUCCAGGGUUUGCCAUGGGGAGUCUUCCAGACACUCGCCAUCUCGUACGCGGCCGAUCUCUGCCCGACACACCUUCGAGGGUACAUGACUUCAUGGAUCAACAUGUGCUGGGUUAUCGGAGGGCUGUUCUCGACUGGUGUGCUCACUGGUCUGAUGAAGAACACCAGCCAGUGGGGCUACAGGAUUCCCUUUGCGCUGCAGUGGAUCUGGCCAAUUCCAAUCAUUCUUGCUACACUGCUAGCACCCGAGUCGCCUUGGUGGUUGGUCCGUCAGGGACGUGUCGAGGAAGCUCGCGCUGCCGUCAGCAGGCUCACCACAUCUCAGGAGGGUGUCGACUUCGAUUUGGACGCUCACAUUGAGAUGAUGGUGGUCACUGACCAGUUCGAGAAGGAAAUAUCAGCUGGAACUAACUACUGGCACCUAUUCCGUGGCAGCGACUUGCAUCGAACUGAGGUUUCUGCUAUGGCAUUCAUCACCCAGGCCCUUUGCGGUGUUCCCUUCAUGGGGUUCGGUACUCAGUUCUUGCAGGGCGUUGGUCUCAGCCAAGAUGACUCCUUCCACCUGACUAUCGGUCAGGACUGUCUGGGACUGGUUGGAUGCUUCAUCGCAUGGUGGAUCAUGACCAAGUUCGGUCGUCGCAAGAUGUACUUGACCGGUCUGUCCGCUAUUUCGCUGAUCUUGCUUAUCGUUGGAUUCAUCGGUCUUGCACCCAAGUCCAACAAUGGUGCAAGCCUCGCAGGAGGUAUUUUGAUCAUUCUUAUGGUCUUUUGCUUCCAGCUUUCUAUUGGACCCAUUUGCUACACGCUGGCCGCCGAAAUACCCAGCUCGCGCCUCCGUGUCAAGACCGUCGCCCUGUCUCGCGCUAGCUACAACAGUAUCGUGUUCGUAACAAACACAAUCAUGCCGAAGAUGGUUGGUGUGAACGACUGGAACUGGGGUGCCAAGGGUGGGUUCUUCUGGGCAGGCAUCGCGGUGCUGUUCAUUGUCUGGGGCUUCUUCCGUCUUCCCGAGUCCAAAGGACUGACCUACUCUGAGCUGGAUCUGCUGUUCGAGCACAAGGUGUCACCACGCAAGUUCACUCGUGAGAACGCGGAGGCACUGAAGCCAGUGUUGGUGGACAUUGCUCUGCAGCACGAGAAGCAAGCCGGUGUCGAGCGUGUGGAGUCGCACGCUUGAUGAAGUUGUUGGAGUAUACCGACCUGUUCUGUGGCGUACGUAAAAUAGCGAAGAUCUCUAAAGCACACUGCCUGCACUCUCAGCUGUGCCACCCAAGCAUAGCACGAGCAGCUCGUAAUGCAGGAUGAGUCAGCUGCAGCUCUGCAGAGCACAGCCAAGACGAGAUCAAAUCACGACAAUGUCUCAAGACGCGGUCGAGGGUGGCAGGAGGUGGGUCCUGUCGAACAGCCAAAUAUCGUAUUCGGAAGCAACGACCGG